AUGAGCAUAUUACCGUCCACGCGCGGGAGAAUUUUAUUCGGAAUCGGUAUAGUCUACUUCCUGGCGCAAUACAUUUACGUCAGCUAUUACAACGAUCCGCGCCGCUACGACAAUCUGGUUUCCACGAGCAUGCAAGAAGACGUCUCGUCCACGAAUUCCGCGCCAAUUGCGCACCUAAACGUAUCCGGCGUUCAGACCAUGAUGGUGAGUACAAACAAUAUACACGCACAAAAACGAGUCGGGAACGUAUAGAAUCAGCUCCACACUGAGAUGUAAAAUUUAUCAUUAUGAUAAAUUAAUUAUAAAAAAUACCGAUAAUUUAAAAUGAAUAAACACAAAAAAAAAUCUUAAAAAUACUAAUGCUCUCAUUUAAAUAAUGCAAAAACAGUAGAGGGGUUUAAAUGUCCCCCUACGGCAUUCCUUAAAAAAUACAAUUUUCAAACACUGCAAAAUACGAUUAACAUGGAGUAAUCUUUUAGAUUCGAAACGAAGGCGAGGAAUUUAUUAGUUAUACAGUGAUGAUUAAAGUACGGAUUUUGAAGGCAUUUGCUUUUUUUUCUAUUGCUCUAAAACGAAGCUAUGUGAACAAAUUCAAUUUAUACUACUUAGAAUAAAAUGCAUGGCAUUUUAUUUUGCUUUUUGCUUUUUUGCGGUUUUUUGUAUAUUUAUGCUUUUUUAGGUAUUUUAGGUACUUUUUUUUGGUUUUAAGUUACAUUUUUUCAAAACGCGUUCUAAAUAAACAUAUUUGAUAAUGUUAAUAUUUAUUUUUAUAUUAUAUUAUGUGUUCCAAGGUCAUGGAUAACCCAAUCGAUAUUAUGUCAUGUUUGAUUUAUGGAUAUAUUUAUCGAUAUAAUUUCGACAAUGUGAUUCACUUACCAUGUGGUAUAUAGUAGAUUAAUUUAUCUUGAAAUGACAAUAAACAUAAAAAUAUGCUCUUGCUCUGGAAACCAUCUACUCAGAAUUACAGUUUAGUUUUUGUUGUAACACUGUAUAGUUCGUUUUUUAUGAAAUUUAUAAUGCCUUUUUUAUGUUUUUUUAGAAGAUUUAUACAGCUUUAUUGCUUCUUUUUUUUCAGUGCUUUUCUAUAAUUUUUUAUUACUUCAAAAUCAUUACUCUAGUGAUGAUUAUUUUCUUAUUCCUUUCUACCUUAUUUUAUUUUUAAUUAUGAACAAUCAGAAAUCAUUCAGAAAGUAAACUUUACCUAGAUGAUAUAUUUUAAGAAAAACAUUUUUCAUUCGUUAAUUUUCCAAGUGGUUUUCAUAAUAAUUGGGAAAAAACAAAAAAAAAUCGACGGAAAUAAAAUUUGAUAAAUUUUCAAUACCACGAUUCCUUUAUUUUAAAUUUUUACGGCCUAUGUUUUAUAUUAGAUAUAUUGCCCCAAUAGAAAAAAAAUAGACUCUUCUUGUUACAUUUUCAAUGUUGUUGGCGAGUACAAAAGUGGUUUUUUGAUUUUCCGUGUAGUUUUUUUUAAUAAUUGAGUGAAACCGAAAAAUAAUUGAAGAAAGAAAGGGAAAUUUUCGAAAAUUAUUCAUAGAGACUUAAAAUUAGAACAAAUAACUUAUAUUUGCUUUUUCUAGACGUGGUAAAAUUUUCAAAACAAUUAAGACAUUUUUAAACUAUUUGUAUAUAAAUUUUAAAUUUAUGAAUUGUUUAUGUAAUUUUUAUUCGGUAGUUACUUUUUGGAUAAAUUGUUAGACUAAACAGAAAUGUUUGAAAAUUUAACUGAAGUUUCAUUAUAAGUCGUAAUUUAUAGGAAAAGGAAAAAAAGACGGACAUACUUCGCACGAUCGGUGGACAAUUCUUUAGGUGAGGAAUUGGGAAGGUAGGAUAUAGGAAGGGAAUGUAAUGUAUAUCUCUAUGCAAUGAUUAAUCAUACGAUUCUGGGAACAGUUCGGUUAUAUAUGUUUUAAAAAGCCGUAAUUUUUUAGGAUUGUCGCCAAAAAAUGAGAUUCAAAUUCGUGGAUAUAUAUAAAAAAAAAAUACUACAUUAAACUCACAUUUUUCUUCUUGACCACUAUAAGUACAAUUACAAUGUACCUACUGUUAAAUUUUCAACCAUUCUGCUUGGUCUAACAAUUUUAUCUACAGAAUACCUACUAAAUAUAAAUUACGUAAACACCAAAUUAAAAAAUUUGACCACGUCUAAAAAAGACAAACAUUAGUUUUCUGUCGAAAUUACAAUUCUCUACGAAUAUUUUUAACUGAAUUAAAACAAAAUGGAAAAUAUUAAAAUCAUUAUUUUCGUACAAUUUUUCGAUUUUUCCUAAUUAUUUUUAAGACGGCUUGGAAAAUCAAAAAAAUAGCCUACUUCUUAAACAAAUAGAUCCGAAAUUCAAUAAAAAGGACACUUGUCAAUUUUCGAUUAGAUCAAUUUUUCUAUUUGAAAUAUUGUUAAAACAAAAAACCUAAAAUCAUAGUAUAAAACCAAUAUAUCACUCCAAUAUAUCCCAAUAUUCCGCCUCUGAUCUAAAAUUGUUUUUUCCAUUGACCUCGUAUUAGGGCAUUUUCGAGCAUUUAUCAAGUACUUUAUAGAUAGCUGUUCAGUUGGUACGACAUGCUGUUCUUUUCACAAAAUAAAUGCGCGUAAAUAACCAAAAUUACACAUUUUUUUUUCAUCCGUUUUACUGAGGUAAUUGUUUAGAAUUACACAAAAUUACAAAACUGAAAUUUUCGAACUAUAAGGCCAACAAUUCAGUGUCAACUGCACCAUAAUAACAUUGUAUUCCGCAUAAAAUAAACUCUCAGAGUCUAAGAUAAUUACAACGGAAUAUGACGAGCACAUACUACGAGGUAUGGCUAUUAAAUAACGAGACUGGUUACGAAAAAGUGUUUUAUUAUAAAAGUUAUUACUCGUUUUUUUCACUACCCGUCUAGGGCGCUCUCUAGGCGAGCAGUCUCGUUAUUUAAUAGUCACACCUCCUAUGUAUUAUAAUAUCGUUAUUCUUCUACUCCUUCUAGAUUACCUAAGUUUGAAAAUGUGAACGCAAAUAUUGUUUAUCCGGACGACAAAGUUUUAAUUUAUAUUUUCAUUGGAACGAAAAAAAAAAAAAAAAAAAACUUUUAAUUACUUAUUUAUUAAAAUGUUUUCCUCUCUAUUAUACUUAUGCUCCCAUCACUUGACCCUCUUUUUUUCUGCAGCCAGCCUAUUGUAGUAUCUUAAAAUAAUAUGAAAGUUUUUCGUUUUCAAACAUAAGGAUGAAGCGCAAUCGACAGAACGCCGGGGCAGGUAUACACGUUCGGGGGAUAAAGUAUCUGAAAGUUUCUCCGGCCAGCGGUUGUAGAGUUUGCAAGUAUUAUACCUACGCAGUGUUUUCAAUUCGAUUAAAAUUCGUAUAAGACACGUAUUAGAUCUUCGUCUGUUAUUAUUUUCUGCGUUUCGGUGAAUACGUACGUUGAAAAAUAAUUGAUUAUCGGCACAAUCGCUUCGGGUCAAACGAUCGUUAUCCAAUUUGUAAAAGAGGUUUAAACAAGCAAAACGGUAGAAAAAAAAAAAAAAGAAUCAUUAUAUACGUUUCUGUUGUUUUCGUUUAAUCAAAUUUAAAUCAAUUAAUUAAAACUACAAAAUGUUUCAAUUUCAAACUUUGUGUGCGAGCAAACAUAUAAAUGUAGGUUUUUUAACGAAACAUUACUAUUUUAAAUCAUUUACACCGAUAUGUUUAUGAUGUUUUGUCAUACAGCCUACAACACAAUUAAACUAAACAUUUUUAGUUUGUUUUUCAUUAACAACAGCGGUUUUUUCGGUUCGCGUUAUCGUAUUAUUAUUCAUCGAACAGUAUAUUUCCGCGAUCGUGUUAGAAAAUUGAUAAACGUUUAUUAUAAUUGUUAAUAGUUGUUCGACUUAUGGUCGGGAACGAUAGUUUUGCGAAUGCCAAUCAUCUCGAGUGUUAAAUAUUGUAACCUGCAAUUUAUAAAAGUCCUCGUAAUGUGUCGGAAUUCGGAAAUUCGUUUUAAAAAUAAUGUUCUUUACUAUUGCUUUUUUUUUCGCUCGCCAUACGGAAAGUUCGUUCGAUUUUUCAAGUCUGCGUUUUAAAUGGGGGUGAGUGAAAAAAUAGGUCGUUUUUAUUGAAAGAAAAAAAUAAUGUUUUUUUUUUUUUUUUUUUAAAUGCAUGUUUCUCUCCGUAAUAAUUAUUACAGCGCGAAUAAUAUUAUAACGUCUCGUUUUUAGCAAAUCCGGCACGUUUUUCGAGUACUGUUUUUGACGUGUAUUAUGGGUAUAAAAUAUUAUUACGUAAAAUACCGCGUGUCGGGUUGCUGCAGACAUUUCUAUUCACUGCGCUGGCCUUCAAUGCCGCCUGCUGGUCCGGUGUCAUUUCCGUUUUAGGGCGAUGUAAAAAAUAGUAUUUGCGACGACGACGACGUGCAAGACGGCGAAGUUUACGCGUCGUUCGUCGGUCGGAAAUUGGCUAUUUUUCCGACUGCUCCACGGGCAUCGAAAAUUGAUGAGCUUUUCUCCGUGGGUACAUAUAGAACGGCACGCAGACGCGACGAAGCAAUAACUAUCUACGUGGGCGUUACGUACGAUUUUUACGUUUUUCAACGUUUUACGUAAACGUUACAACUGUAAAUUCUUUAGUAAAACAAUUUGUUUGUUACUAUUAAAUAAAUAUAUACGCAUCAAAAGCUGCAUUAAUAAAGUCAAGAGCCUUGAGAAAAAUACUUAGCUUUUGAGUUAACGAACUAAUUGAAUUCCGAAAUUUAUGUUUAUUGAAUACACAUUAUUUUUAUUUUUUUUUUUUGAAAAAGUACAAUAGAUAUUGUAUUACUAUCGUAGCUUUGGGUUAUUGCUUGUCUUAUGGACAAUAAUAUUUGCAUGAUAAAAAAAUAUAUAGUAGAAAAUAACACACUAUAGUGAAAGAGGUCUACUGCUCACGAGUGUCAUUUUUUUAAAAUUUUUAUUUAUGUUACGAAUUAGACAGGUGGACGUGUUGACCAAUUGUCAUCGUAUUUUUAUUAUUUGUAUUAAUAGUAAUUGAAGAUAAUAAUACUUAGGUAGGUAAUUAAUUAGAUAGUUACAUUUUAGUAUUGCUAAAAUUUAAAUUAUUAUUUUGAUUAUAAUAUGUUAGAAGCAGCCGGUAUAUUAGGUUGAGGGCAACUGGUUAGAUUUUACUCUAGGUAGUUUGGGGGCCAAUUGGUAAAAAAAAAAAAAGUUCUUUUGAGGGCAAUUAUUAGUACAUGCCAGUCCAUGUACUUUGUGGCUUGGUUAAUGAUUUUAUAUAUUUACAAUAGUAAACGCAUUUAACUAAUUAAAUUAAAAACGUUAAUUAUUUUUAGGUAAAAAAAAUUCGUAUAUUCUUUUUUUUUUUUCUUUAGAUUUAGAGCGUAUUUUUUUGUAAUGUUUAUCACACUUUAGGUAGGUAAUAGUUUACUUUUUAAUUAUACCUAUACCCACCAUAGUUGUGGGCGCCUACCUGCUUACUAAUGAAUUUAUGAACGACUUAACCUACAUUUUGAUCACGGGUGGAUGGGGAUGGAUACGGAUCUGAAAAAAAAAAAAUCGGUAUUGAUUAGUAACUGCAGAAGGAUGUGUUCAAAAUAUUUUCAUAAAAGCUAUUCAAUAAUAUUAUACUAAUAGGAGCUAUGCUGAUAGGAAUAUAAUAUUAUUCAUAUUCUACAAUUUAAACAGAAAAAAUCGUUUCCACGAAAUUAUUAAUGAUGUUAAAAAUGGUUUUAUUUUUUCAUAAAAACUAACAACAAAAUCUUUUCGUAUAUUAAUAUUAAUAAAAAUCAUAUUAUAGGUAUGAAAUGUGCGAGUCUUAAAACAAAUAAUGUAAUAUAUUAUAUUAAUUUACCAGCCGAAUGUAAUACACAAAAAUAAUAAUAGUUGUUAAAUAUUAAUCUUGUUUCAAUUAAAAAACCACACGGGACCUUUUUUGAUGCAUUUUGAAUCUAGAUAGUAAUAUCUAAGUCAUUUUUUUUAUUUCCCGAGUAGUUUUCCUAAUAAUUGGUCAAUAAAUCGGGAAAAAUCUGAAAGUAUACGGAAUAAUAACAGUUUCAUUAUUUUAAAUUUUGUUAUAAUUCGGUUAAAAAUAUUCGUAGAGAUCUGAAAUUUCCACAGAAUAUUUGUAUUGGAGUUUUCCAAUGCAAAGGUAAACAAGGUUUAGACAUUUGGACAAUUUUUGAAUUAUUUGUAAGCAAUAUUUUGAGUUUUUUUUGUAAUUUUGUUUUGGUAGGUAUUAUUAUGGAUACAAAUAUUUGAUCAAACAUAAAUGAUUUAAAAUUUAACUCGAGAUUCAUUAUUAGUUGUAUUAGUCAUCAAGAACAAAAUUGAGGGUAAUAUAUAAAUUAUAUAUUUUUUUACAAGCUUUUUAAGAUAUAUUUUGACGGCUUUUCAAAUCAUGUGUAAAUAAACUUUACUCAUAAUCGUUCUUCGUUAGCAAUGAUUUAUCGUUGUUUACAGACAUAAAUGAAAUACAUUUAUGUAUCCUACUCUUUUAACUUCACACAUACGACAGUUGCACACUCGUCCCCAAGAUCUGCUUUUUUAAAAUUAUUCCUUAUAUCGUAUCUAAUAACAAAUAUAUGGAUAUUAUACUAUAUAACCUAAAGUUGAAUUUGUCUGAUGUAAAAUAAGACUAAUGUGAACUCUAGGAUUCAUUAAGUGGACACGUUAUUCUUUUCAAGACUAUCUAGCAUUAUAAUCCCUAUACUGUUCGUUAAUUCGGUUUAACCUGGAGCGUUCUCUUUUAAUCUGGAUUAACAAUACGACAAAACAAACCAAAUCUAUUGAAUCAGUACAACAUUGUUUUUUAGUAUUUAUUGCAAUCAAAUUUGAUAUCUUUAGUGCUAUACACUAUAGUUCAUAUACUAAUGUGUUAAACUUCCUUAAACUCAUUUAAUGAAAAACAGUUUCGUAUCAACUUACUUUUACCCAUACAUACAUAACAUCGUAAUCAUAUACCUAUGACAUCACUCUUAUCACAUACUAUAUCUACUGGUAUACUUAUUUCGUGAUCAUAUUCCUGUGAUUAUUAAAUAUUUUUUUUUUUUUUUUUAUAUCCAAAUCCUGUGUUAUAUUUAUAAGACGGUCGUCCAACCACGAUCACGAUCCCACACACGACCAAUAUAUACCAACACACACAUACACACAACCAACAAAAAAAACAACUGAGAGAGAUACGAGUAGUUUAACCUCACUUUGAGACCCAUGUACAUGGUUGUAUAUGGGUGAGUGGUCGUUUUUUAUUCCUGAAAAACAUGCUAAACUGACCUAAACAAACCUAUACUUAACUAACCUAAUAUUGCAUUUUGUAUAAACCUAGGCUUAACCUAAGCUCUUGGGUAUAAAAGGUGUUAUUUAUUUAAAACAUAGAAUUGUUGAAAUUAAAAACCAAACCUAUAAUAAACUAACCUGACAUUAUGUUUUGCAUUUUUUAACCUUACCUAUGGUUUCCAAUAGGAGGAACUAGAAUGGUUAUAAUAUUAUGUAAUGCACAUGCUUGUAUUGCUCCUAAUAUAUGUCGAUGGUUACCGAAGAUGCUUGAUGGUUGUAAAAUAACCGAUCUUGUAAAUUGCGAAGGACCAAACAGUAUAUUAGUUAAAAAAGAAAUAUGCGGAUUAUUAUUAAUCUAUUUACGAGGUCAAUUUUUUAAAUUCCGUUUCUGCUCGACACGGAGUAUAAGCAAAAUUACCUUAUUGUUUUGAUACUACAAACAAGAUGGACCAACGAAUUAUACUAGUCAUUGGAAUGGAAUAUUUGGACAUUAUAAAUAAAAAAUAUAAAAAUCCUAUAGUUAUUCCAUACAAAGUGGAACAGACAGAUGUUAAAUUGGACGUUUUGUUAAAAGAACUUCCAGAAAUUUUAGCACAGCUUCGAAUGAAAAAUUACUAAAAUAAUAAUCUUAUGGAUUUAGGCAUUACGCAAAAUUAUGUAGACGUAUUUAACAAAACGGAAAUGGCUCGUUGUCUAACAAUCACAAUUUUUGUAACCAAGGAGGAGAGUACGAAGAUAGCAGAAAUAUAAUUGGAGGUAAUAACAAAUCAGUUGGUGUAGAUUAUUUAACAUGGUUAAAUUCAAAUGCCAGAGUUAAAAUUUAUAGUAAAUUAGUGUGUCAAAUUGCCGGUUCUGAAGUUAACAAACAGAUCGGUAACCAUAUUAUCUAUCGACUUUAUCAACUAUCCAGAUAUACGUCUAAAGGAAACAUUUUCUUCUAAUCCAGCAAGAGAGCAUGGCAUAGCAAGAUUGGAGGCGACAAUAUAUAACUAUACUGUUGGAGAUUAUUAUAAGAUAGGGGGCGUAUUUAAACUACUGAAAGAUUGUUGAAAAAUAGUAAAACGUAUUUCCAAGAUGCGCCAUUUUAUUCGGUGUUGAUUGUUAAAAUGUGGACAAAAUAUGACAGAGAGUUUAAAGAAUAGCUAUUGCGGUGUGUUUAAUUAUUGUACACAUAUUGAGGUAAUUUAAAUAUAAACAAAUUAAUUGGAAUACAAAUUAAAUUAUCCAAUAAUCGAGAACAAAGGGGUGAGAUCAUAAAACAUACUCUUUCUGCGUAUAGUUUUAACUGUUUACCUAUAAACUGUAUAGAAGUCGUGGAGGACGAAGCAAACAAAAAAAAACAUUAAUAAGAACAAUUGUACAAACAUUUUAUAUUAAAGCUGGCGAAAUGUUUUUCUCCAGAUCCGGGACUAGUUUCUCCACCAUUUCGAAGGAAGUAAAUAUCGAGGACACUGGUUUGAUCAAAACUAACUAUGUUUUUUCCAGAUUCUAAGGAAAAGAUCUAACAUAACCAAUAAACUGUCUCUGUAUACAAUAAAAGAAAUAGACCCACUCUCGUCUGUAUACGUAAAAACUGCGGAAAAACGAAAAUUAGAAUUGGAAAAAAUAAAUACGAAAAAAGAAAAAUAAACUGUUUGUCAAAGACAAUCUCCAAAGUGUAUACUUCUUAAAAGGUUUUUUUUAAUAAUAAUAAAUUUGUUUAUAAAUAUUUACAACACCAGAGAAAAACUUUAAGAAGAACGUUAGAAGAUACGUUUUAAUUUCAUUUAAAGAAAUGGAAUUAAUAGUCCUCCCGACAGAAUAAACUAUUAUAAAAUUUAAUACUAAUGGAGUAAUUACAUUUAAUGGCAAUUUGUUCGCAAUGGUAGAAAAUGUUCAAUUUUUCUCGGAUACAUUACGAGACACCUUUUAAUCAAAACGAUAAACAACAAGUCGAAGAAAUAACCAUGUAAGAAAUAAAAAUCGAUGUUAAAGUUACACAGUUUCGGCGUUUGAAGAAAUACCGGACAAAUCGGGAUUAGUCAUAAUUGAAAUCAAACAAAUACGUUAGAGAAACAAUUUAUGUAUAAGUUACAUUAUGUAUUACAGUUAGAUAACCUGAUUUCAUUGUGUGUGUAAAAUUUCUGAUUGGAGAAAGAAACGUCAGAUGUUAGUAUAGAUUUAAAUUAUAAGAUAAACCAAAAAAGGUAUGUAUGCUGAUAAGCCUGAAAUCGAUAUUAAAUCACUGAAUGAAAAAUUAGACAAUCUAAUAAAUCAAUUUUCUUUAAUUGCGACCACUGUAGAUGUAGUGUAUGUAACAAGUUAUUAAUAAGUUUAUCACUGGAUUAGGAUCCAUUUUUGAUCUAGAAUACAGAAUAUUGAAACGUUUACACCAAUGAAAAUACCGCCUUCAUCAAACAAUGCAGAGUCCACCGAACCGAUGGAAAAUAAAAUAAAAAACGAUUACAAAUUCGACACCUGUCGAUACACCUAACAAUGAUUAAGAAUAUCAUCGAAUAGAGGAUUACGUAGAAUAAAUAUUUGACGUAUAGUACUACUAACGAAUCUACCAUCCAAAUUCAGUUCAAACAGAUUCGUUGUGUGUGAAAGACGUGUUUAACAACGUCUUCCGUUAUUUUAGAUAUUCAAUGCGUUUUACGGUCGGAUGACAUAUAUCUGAUAAAAAAAAACGUCUACAGUCAACACAAAUACGUGGGCAACUCAACAUCGGAUAUUCAAACAUUCGCCAGCCGCUUAAAAUUUUAAAAGCUCCAUGACUAAUAAGUGACUUGAACGUAAUAUCCAUCAAAUGGCGUUAAAGUUUGGGAAUCGGAGCGGAUAUCGAAUUCACUAAAAUUUGAACGCCUUUACGUUAAGGGAGAACAGAAUUAGCGACAAUUAAUGAACGAUAUUAUUCCACUAGUUGACGUCAUUAAUAUGGAGAUCAUGGAGUGUCCACGACUAGACUAAUUAUGCACCGACGACAAUUUACUAUGUUGUAUUUUUCAUAUAGAUUCGAAUCCGAAACAAUGUACAUUUUACAAAGUGUUCGCCUUACGAAAACGCUUAAUUAAUAACUCGUAAUGUUUUUAAUAUUUUUAUAAAUAUAAGAAUAGAUAUUAUGUGACCUUAGAUGUGUGUGUGAAUAUUUUGACUAAAUUUAACAAUUUGUUUUUAUUUAAUAUCAUAUGUGUGUUUAAAAAUUUCAACAGCAUUUUAUUAACAAAGUGUAUGAGUGUGUGUUGGUAAGUAUAUGCGAAAGAUAUGGGUCGUUAUCGGCCUUUGUACCCACAUGUGCGCGGAGACACGCCCGAAUGCUGCUAUUAUAUUUCGUAUAGGCAUGCGAUUAUAAAAAUGUUUUGUUCGCAACGGAGGGUACGGGUAGAGGGUCAGCGGGGGACGCGAGAGCGCUCGCGGAGGUCCUAUAGGUAAUCGACAGUGGGUAGAUGGGCGGGGGAGAGAUGGGACGUUAUAGACUCCAGGGCUGAUGGGUUCGCACCGGUUCGUCGUCGUCGUCGUCGUCGGUUUUGAUUCGCAUAGGUAAAGUAUCGUCUUGACGUCGGCGACCGACAGUAGACAGAGGUUAUGCGGGGCGACGCGAGCGCGCGGGCUGCCGCGGAAUAAUCACGACCUUUGUGCCCGCAUGUGCGCGGACUCGCGCGUAACGGCGACACCAAUGAUUAUAUUUCAUACCCAUACGUUGCAUUGUUGUUAAAAAUGCUCGUAUCUUUGCACCGUGCGACGAGCAUAAGCAAUACUUAUAAAAUACUAUUUUCGAAUAGAGGUACCCGAGAUCGGUACAUAGUAUGAUAAUCCCGUCAUCUAUGGAAACGAUUUUACACGUAGGUACUCUAAUAAUAUUACGAAACCGAUGUGUCGUACGAUGCACCGAUGAAUCGUUUGAUGAAUCGUGUUAAAUUCAAUCAGUAUUAAAAACGGUGAUACAAAAUAUUGUUAUCGAUGCCCAUGUAUAUUGUAUUAUUCGCUUAAAAAAUACACUGGUUGGUGAUACAGGUAUAUGGUACUAUUAUUAUCGACGAAAAUAUUGUUUUCGGGGACGAUCGUGUAGGUAUUACGGCGAUAGCGUGUAGGAAAAUGUGUAUGUGUAUAUGUAUGUGUAUACGUAUAUGUGUAUGUGUGUAGGUAGAUAUGGGUUGUGUAUGUGACCGUGAUCGUGGCUUCCGAAUUUGCGACUAAUAUGAAAAAAAAUAUAUUAAAAGUGGUCGGUAAUAUUUGUGCAUGAUCGUGAUUGUAGUUGGAUGAUCAUGUUAUAGGUAUAGCACAGGAUUAAAAAAAAAAAAAUAUUUAAUAAUUACAGGUAUAUGAUAACGAAAUAAGUAUAACAGUAGGUAUAGUGUGUGAUAAGAAUGAUACAGUAGGUACAUGAUUUCGAUGUUGAUGUAUGUAUGUGAUAACAGUAAGUAUAGAUAGGAGUAAUUCGAGUAAGUAGCUGAUAAUAUAGACGUAAAAUUAUUUGGACGUGCUCAAAAUAGGUCGAGUACGUGGUGCGUAUGUAGAAAAUGUUUGAAAAAAAAUAUUUUGAAGAAAGGUGGGUGGGAGGAAAUAUAGGUCGAUGAAGAGGUGGACAAAGUAUAGCAUCAACUUAGGCUCAGAAUUGGCUUAGGAUCGGCUUAAGAUUUGAGCAAGAUUAAAGCAGGAACCCGCACAAGACCGUGGUUGGGCGGCCAUAUUAUAGGUAUAGCUCCCGCACAAGAAUGAUCGUGCUCCUGCUCCUGCUCCUGAGUUAUAACCGGCCUUUUCAUACUACUAAGGUCCUUGGUUAUAAUUGUAUUGAUUAUUCUAUAUUUAAUAGGUGUUCCAUAUUUAUUUAUAAUUAUUAUGUUACCUUUUGCUGUGAUUAUGUUACUAUACAAUUUCAAUCAUUUGCAUUUAUGGAUCUGAAGCUCAUUUGAGAUGAACUCAUAAUAUAGGCACUUAAAAACACCAUAACUAAAAAGACGAAUUUCGGUAGAGGGAGUUCAACACUUGUUUAAUUUACCAUGCAAUCAUGUUUUGUGAGUCCAAACGUGCGUCAUAGGACGGGCCCCUCUUCGUCCGUUUGGUAUGGUCUUGGGUACUUACAUUAUUCAUUUAAGAAUUUCGAAAAAAAAAAAAAAAUGAUAAAACGUCACCCUGCCUUCAAAUCCACCACUAAGUAUUUAUCUUGUAUAGUAUUAAAUGUCUAGAAUUUGAAGUAAACCGUCAGGGUUUUGCGUCAUUCCGCGGAAGUUUAAAAUAAGUUUGUUAUGGUACAUAUAAUCAAACGUUACGGCUAUAACGUAUAUACGAUUAAGUAUGUUAAGUGCUCGUGUGUGCGGAUUGUUUGUAUAUUAUUGUGCCGUUAAACUUACGGUUAACAAUUUUCGCAGCGGUAAAGUUAUAUCGAUCGCGUUAGUAUGUUAUGGAGUAAAUAAUAUCUUGCAUAGGUAUACGGUCUAGAUAACUGAUCGCCGGAAACCGUACCUGUAGCUGAAAUGAAGUAAAAUUGUAUGCCAUACAUACAUACUACUACUACUACUACUGCAUAAUAUUAUGUUGGUAUUCAAAGAAAACCACGCGGCGCAUUAUGUUUUUAAUUAUAGAUUCUGAGUGCAGCGAAGCUUAAAUUAUUUCAGUAAGAUGUGGGUUUAUCACUCAGAAAACACUUUUUAGAUAAGUAAAAACGAUCACAUUGUUCACGCUGUGCCUCAAAAGAUAUGGUAAUUCCUACCAGCAGUACUUAGUUUUAAUAAUUUUUCUAGAUUUCCAACGGUUUUUCGAAAAAAUCUAAUAGAAAAUGACACGACUAAUACAAUAUCGUUCGUUUACCAGUUUAACGAGCUCAGCUCAGAAUCGUUUUUUUGAUAGUGGUAUUAUUGAUUUUAGUAAAUAAACUAAAUUACCCAAUUUUAUACUAUUCCAUCCCGAUUUUCUACCUAUAACAGCACCCAUGAUGCGUAGUAUAUCCAGUUUAUACAAUUAUUAUUGAUAUACAUUAAAAUAUGACGAUUAAACAUUCUUCUGUUCGGGUAUUUUUAAGUGUCUGGUUAGAAACUUAAAAUGUUCCAUUUAACUUGUACUACUAAGUCACAUUUAUAUCUGACCGUACUCGUUUAAUUGUAGACAAUUAUUAUUCUACAGAAAAAAAAAUGAAUAAAACUUGAACAAUAACGUUGAAAAAUUAAGUUAUACAAUUGUUGUUUUGUUUUGUUUGUUUUUUUUUUUUUUUUUUUUGUGUGUCCUUUAGCAUUUUUGUUCGUAUAAUAAAGUAAAUCUUUCUGAAUAUUAUUUAUGUAAGAAAAAACCUCUUUUUAACCGUUGGAUUUCUGAACCGUGAACAUUAUGGUACUUUCCGUUAAUUCGUAGAUUACCUAUGAAUUACUGAAUUGAUUAAAAAUAACCAAGUGCUUAAUACUCGUGUUCGGUUUUACAAUUAUUAUUUAUUUGUAUCGAUAUUAUGUAAACUCUGCUGUGUACACCGUUGUUUUAAUAUGAACAUAGAUAUAUUUUACAUGUUUGUGUUGCACAGUUAACGCAUAACCGUAUAGUAUUAUAUAAUAUUGGUAUUAAUAAAACAAACAUUGGGAAUGAAAAAAAAAAAUCAGAAGUUUUUGUUGUUUUGAAAAAAAGUACCUAGCUAAAAACUGUUAAUGCAAUAUAUUUCAUGAAACGCUUGUAUGAACACAGCGUUCAUAAUAAUAUUAUACAAAAAAAAAAAAAAAAAAAAAAAAAAAAAAAAAAAAAUGAAAAAAAAGAGAAGGUUAUUGUUGUUUCUCGAAUCAGGACAAUCAUAAAAUAAUAUCGCGAUCAAUUUUAUUAAAAAACAAAAUGUUUUUGUUUUUUUUUUUUCAAUAUAAUUUUCUCGAUAGAAGUACGAGGAAUAAAUUCGAAAAUACACUUUUCUAAUUUGCUGUUUGUAUUUAUUUUUCCACUCAUUGAUUUGAAUCAUUUUAUUUUAUUUCUGUGUAGAAUACUGAUUAUCCAAUAUAUAUAGUAUUUUAUUCUCCUUUUUUUUUUUUACUAUCGUAAAUAGCACUUAAAAUUUCAUUUAAAAAUAUGAUACGAGCUUGAAGGUCACUAAUAUAUAGCCACUCAAAUUAUUAAGUUUAAUUUCCUAAAAAUAUUCUUAAGUAUAAUUGUUGAUCAGAUUGUUAUUACUUUAAUACAUUUACACUGAUCGGUUGGAGAAAAAUAAUAGAUACCUCUUUGUUUGAAUUGAUGUGUACAUGUGUAUGCGUGUGUGUGUGUGUGUGUGUGUGUGUGUGCUUUUAUGGACAAAUUAAUGUGAAAUGCGAAAGUUAAAGUUAAAGAGCAUUUGUGGAAUGUUCAUACACGGACCUUUUUAUAAUUAAAUUAAAAACUAAAUGCACGUGAUUUAUACUUCAGGGCAUUAACUGUUUCUAAAGUUACUAUAAUAUUUUUCGAUAAAACUAUGUUGCAGUAAUUCUGUACCUAUUGCAUGUAUGCAAAUAAUAAUUUAAAAAAAUAAGAAAAAAAAAAUAAUCUAUACCGGAAAUCGGCGUAACCAGGGGCGGAAACCGGUUAAUAGAUCAUUUUAACGAUUUAUCUUAACCGAUUACCAAUUACCGGUUUUAAAAACCAAAACCAAAACCGCAAAUUUUAUUUUGGUUUCAGGCCCUGGUUUAUUUAUUUAACGUAAGUUAAUACCUAUUAUAUUGUUUAUGAAAGUUAUUAUUUUAUAAUUUUAUUUUAAUAGAACUAAAAAGGCAUAAGUUACAAUUGUCUUUAUGUUAUUUCAAAUCUACUAAUUGUUAUUAAUUAGUAAAUAAUAGACUCGAGAUUUUUUUUGAUAUUAUAAAUUAUUUGUAUCUAGUAGAAAAAAUUAUGAUGUGUAGUCAAGUAUAAACCCAAAUGAAAAGGUAUUGUAUUAAAAGUUAAGCAUUCUUUUUUUUAUACAUAAAAACCGAUGUAUGAGUGGUUAAGAAAAAACGUUAAUAGUUAACCAGUUUUAAAAAUCGAAGACUUUUAUAUUGAUUAUCAUAACCGGUGAACAAAACCGUCAAUAUAAAAAAUCGGGUUUUAAUAAAUGCUUAUAAAUAGAUCGAAAUCGAUCGAAUCUUUUGAACAUUUUAUAGAAAACGAUAAAAUAAUAAAUAUUCAGUUAGUGGUUAUAUUAUAUGUUUUUAUAUUUUAUUACAGGUAAAUAAUAAUAAUAAUGAUAUCCAAAAUAAGCAAAUGCAAGAUAAACGUCUACUCGCACUGUGUCCUCAAACUCCGCCCGGCUUGAGUAAGUUUACAUGAUUUGUAUGGAUUUCUUUUUUUUUUUUUCAGUGUGAAACGAGUUGAAUCAUCAGAUCAAUUGAAAUAUUAGUUUGAAACGCAAAAGAGUAAUAAAUGAUGCAAUCGCUUGUGCGCACGUAGACACGUAAAAGUUUAAUUCAUCAAACAACGACGUAAAAAAUGUGCUAAUUUAACCGUAUGAAUUAGUCACGUCAAUUAAGACGAAAUUUCAAUUUCAAUACACUCGUUAAAUAUAUAUAAAUAUUGAACGUUGAUGUUAUUUUUCAAUUCAUAUACAUUAUAAAUUACGAGUUUUAAAAUGAUAACGUAAUAUCUUCUUACUUUUUCUUCUACUUUCCUUUACUGGCAUACCCAGUAUACUGUUAAAGACUUUUUCCGUUAUAAUUCCGUUAUAUUCGGUACGCUUCGUCGUUUAUAACUUCAACUUUUCGUUUUACAACUCUCAAACAUUUUAAAUCUUCUUCAUCCCUCCGUCAACCCAUCUUUCUCACUGUCUCUAUAGAUAUCUUCUUUCUUAGGAUUCUCAUUUGAUUGCUGCCGUAGUUGUUCCGUUUUAUCCUCCCUUCAUUAAAUGACGUAUUAUUUAACCGUUGUGCCCUUUGGCACUUAACAAAACUUGCCACUGGUGUUAGUGCCACCACACCGUACAACUCUCCGUUCAAUCUCCUUCACCAGUCUCCAGUCGCUUCAUCGAGAGAGGGGUUCACACAUUUUCCUUUGUACUUUAUGCUCGAAUGUUUUCGAUCUUUUUCUUUUCAAGCCUCGCAACCGCAAAUGAAAGUUCCGUAUCUAAUCUCAGACGCGUUAGAGGUAUUUAAUCAUCUUUAUUAACUCAAACUUUUAUUUUUCCUUCUGGAGAACGUGAGAGACAUUAAAUAUAAUUAUUGAUGAUCGAAUCGAAUACGUUCUAGUUGAAAACGUGACUAUGGAAAAUAUAAUUUGUUUGGUUUUUUUUUUUUAACGCCCUUUUUCGUUGAAUCGAUAGUCAGUAAAAAGAUAAAAACUGUCAUUCCCGUUUCCGAAUAUAUAACGAGAUUAUGUAAUAUUAGUGGUAUAAAAUUGAUCGGUGUUAAUAAUAAUAAUAUUUUUCGCAUUCAUAGUGACGUAGGUACACUUAAUUACCUACCAAUAAUAUUUUUAGAUUCACCGGAAGCAACGAAAUUUUAUUAUUUUUCUCCUCUUCAAUUCCCUUAUAGCCGCCCGAAAACGUGCACCUCCGUCGAAACUUUUGUUGUUCAACAACAAAUAUUGGUGUUUUUAACAAAUAACCUUCGCUUCUGUGCUGCAAUGUUCUACAUUAUUAUAAAUUCGUUAUUAAAAAAGUCACAAAGAACGGAAUUAUUAUGGAACCUUACGCUCGCCUACGCCAUCAUGCCGCCACCGUAAAAUAGAUCACGAGAACCGUGUGUUUCGUAUUUGAAUUAUUACGGUUUUAAAACUACGUAAGGGGAAAUAAAACCCACAAGUGACAAGGAAAAAAAAAUGUACAUUUGAGAACAUCAUGAUAUUUCCCGUGUAUUUUGUUACGCCCUAGCUGUUGGGAAUUGGACCACCACCGGUGCAACACCCACGUAAAUAUUACUUAUUUAUUUUUCCCAACGUGUUGGUGUACAUAAUAUAUCAUGAAGUAAGCACAUUCCUUUGCGUUAGUUCGUUUGUCAUACAAAAAAAAAAAAAAAAAAAAAAAUUAUAAUAUUAAAAUAAAAAAAUUACCAGUACUCGGUAACAGUAAUAUAAUAUAAGUACAAAAAAAAAUGACAAUUGAAAAUACUAAACUAUUGGUGAUAAAAAUUAAAAAAUGUCAGUAUCGUAGUAGAAAUAGUAUAAAAUUUAAAAAAAAUCACAUAAUAUUAUCAAUGCGUUUUCGGAUAAAAAAAAAAAAAAACGGAAGUACCACCAAUAUAAAGAUCCACAAUGUUUAAAAUACGAUGCGAAUAAUUUUUAAAGCGUUUUUAUACUAACCGGAAAAGUGUUUCUCAAGAAAAAAACUAAAAAAAAAUAGGAACGAAAUGGGAUGAACUGUUGAACGUUUUGAAAAUUAUUCACCGUACGAGAAUUCAGCAUCUUUUAAUGUACUGCGUGAAAAAGUCUGAGUGUUUUUGCUCACCCGAAAAAUGUUUUCCGAGAAAAAAAAAACCGUAAUAUUAGCAAACCGAUUAUUACAUUAAAUUUGAUUAAAAAGCCAAUAUUAUUAUUUUUUUUUAUUUCAUAUAUACGUUCGAUUGUUUAGUUUUGUGAAAUAAAAUAUUUAUUUUUCCGGUUUUGUCCGGUCUAUUACAUACAUUCAAAACCGUCGCGGACAAUUUUAUCGCAUACGGCUGCAGCAAUUGCAACGAUAAGUUCUUUACGAAUUUCGAAAAAUAUUGAAUUUAACGUAUCUACUCGAACCUAAUUAAAAAAAAAAAAAAAAAAAAAAAAAAACUAUGCGCCUGUAUCGAGUAUUUAUGUGAAAAUUGAAUCUAUAAGACACGGAAACCACGCCUACACUAUACGCGAGCGAUAUUAUAAUACCGUAUAGCUGACCCGGCAAUGCUACCGCUAGAUUAAACAGCGUGAAUGUAAUAUUAAUAAUACAAAUAAUAAUAAUGGUUUUCUUGUCCUUGGCGAACAAAUCGUCAUUCGUGUCGCCGAGGUAACGCAUAAACAAACAAAAAAAAAAAAAAUCAAUAAACAAUUAGAUAUUUUUUUUAGAAAAUUCAUUAAAACCCUAUGUGAUCACCUCGGGGGUUGAAUUUUCCAACAACCUUUCCUAGCGAACGCCUACGUCAUAAUAGCUAUCUGUAUGGCAAAUUUCAGCGCCGAUCCAUCCGGCGGUUUGCGGGCUAGGCAAUGGCCAAUCGGUCGGUCGGUCGGUCGAGACAUGUUUUUAUACAGUGUGGUACAUAAGUGAGGCGGUCUGAGUGGUUCGAACAAUGCGUGUACGUUUCUCUACAGCUCCCCUCCGUCUCGUUGCGAUUGGAUUUUUCCACUGUUUAUUUAUUCAUUUAUUAUUAUUAUUUUAGAUUCAGCGAGGAAUGCAUUGGUUUUACAACGAUUUUUUUUUUCCGCGGACAACUUUUCUACCAGCAAUUUCGCUCCGAUUUACAAAUCUGAAAUAAAAUCCGACUGCGGCGGUACUUUAAGGCGGUCGUUUUUUCGAUUUGUCCAGGAGUUUUUCCAACAAAUGGGAAAACCGGGACAAUAGGUGCAACAUCAAACGAAUAUUAUUCAAGAAAAUUUAUAAUGCGUAUGCAAUUAUUUUACCAUAGCGUGGCAUAUAUAUUGUUGAAAAAGCGACACUAUCAACCGAACUCCGCUCUGAAUCGUUUUUUUCGUUAGCAGUGGUUUAUUGUUGCUUACAGGUAUACACUAAAUUUCUCUUCUACUACCUUCCCAGCUUCUCAUCGCAAUAACAGUGGCUGCACCCUGAUAUUCUAACACAGUUUUCUUUUGUUGAUGAUAACAUUUUCGACGGAAUUUUCGCGGGUCCUACUACGGCAUUUUUACGGAUUUCGUUUCCAUCGUGAAAAUAAAUCUUGCGUUUCUUAUAUGUAUACAUAAUAUAUUAUGGCGCAACGGUUAGGAGGUGGAAGGAACGUUCCCAAGGUGGGUGAAAAACAUGUUUUAAUUUCCGGUGCCAAUAUUAUUGAGAAGAAUUCGUCUGACUUUUGCGCUACAGUAAGUCACUAAAUUUUCGCGAUUUUCCGAACUCGACCGCGAAAAUCAAUUAUAACGAUUUAGCCCGUUACUACUUUGCGGCAGAUAGAACCGAAACGUUUUACCAGUUACCUUGUAAUUCGGUUAAAAGUAACCGCAAAGACCUGCCAUUUUCACAUAACAAUUAUAUUAGCAAUUUCUUGGGGGGUAAACAUUUUUAAUUAUCAAAAAGGCACUUGAUACCAAUAUUUUUUUUUCGAUUUUAUGCUAUUGUUUGAACAUUUAAAACGAGAUUUAUAACAAGUAUGCUCUCGGUGGAAAAACAAAUAUUUGAGCGUAAUUUAUUAUUAUUAUUAUUUUAUUUUUUUUAUGAUAAUUGGAAUAGUAAAUAUAACAGUACUUCGCGUAUUAUUUUUAGAAUUUUAUUUUAGGAGUAACUACAAAAAAAAAAAAAAAUUCAUCCUUACGCAGUCCUUUAAAUAAUUUUUUCUAAAUAUUUUUCGUUACCUAUGCGAAUUCAUUGUGUGUAGUAUUUGUUUUGUUCAUGGGUAAUAUUAUUACGACAACUCGUUCGAUUCAACUUUUAAAAAGUAAUGGGCCGGCAGUGUCCAUAACUGCACUUUUCAUAGUAUACACUUGUUUUAUAACUUUUAUAUGUCAGAGUAGUAUAGGUACCUUCAUAUUUUAUUCCUGAACAAUGCACAAAACUUUAACGUGUUUGGUAUAGUAACUUGUUUACGCUCCUCUUUUGUGUUUUCACUUAAUUUCUCCUCGGAGUCAUGCGAUUUGCCCUUUUUUUUUUUUUGUUAACUUAAAAUAAAAAUACCUACUUCAAUAGUUUUCUAACUAUAAAUAUAUGGCUAUACGUUUUAAUAAAUUUUCAAAGGACAAUAAAGCUCUCGUUUUUUGUUAUUUACUUAAAAAUAAUGUCAAAACCAUAAUAAUAUUAUACACGUCGAAUAAAGGGAAUUUUAUUUUGUAAAUUUUCUUUGUUUCUUUAAUUUACUGUUAUGUAUUAUUUUGACGUUUUUUGUGUAUGGUAUUUUAAUGAACAUAAUAGUAGGUAGUCCAUUAGAAAAAAGUAAAUUGAAAAAAAACGGACGGACCUACUUCAUAUCAUAGGUGAACCUCUGUUAUUGUAGGUGAGAAGUUGGGAAGGUUGAAUAUAGAGACGAAUUUUAUUUAUAUCUGUGCGUAAUGAUUAAUCGUUGAUGGCGAAAAACGAUUCUGAGUGAAACUCGGUCAAUAGUACUGCUUUUUCAACAAUGAGCGUUUUCACGACAACAACGAUUGUUUAAACAAGGUGAAAAGAUUAAAAUAAUAAAAACCUAAUAAUAACAAAAAAAAAAAAAAUAAAAAACUAAACAAAAACGGUGACCAUGACAACCUUAUCUUUAAUAGUUUUUAAUCUAAAGAACCAGUUUUCUAAAGUACUUACUACAGUCAAAAUGUAACAAAAAAAGUCCCUAGUCAUUUUUUGUUAGAAAAGCGAGAUUUCCAGUAGAAAUUGUGUACAAGGUAUAAAAAAAAUAAAAUAAAACAAAUAAACUUCAUUCCUCGCUUUGCUCAGAAACUAAAAAUAUUAUGUGAUGCGAUGAUUUAAAAUUACAUACUUUGAUAAUUCCAAAUUAAGUCCAACAUGAACGUAAUAAUAGUUUAAAAGGAAAUAAAUUACGACAUGUACACGCUUUUCUGUCAAUUAAAUAACUAUAUAAUAUAAGCUUUGUUUAUUUACAAAAAAAAAAAAUGUGAUUUUACGUCUUUUUUUUUUCAAUUGACUUUAAACAAUUGCGUAGAUUUGACGCUCACACUGUUCAUGAUGUACAUGAUUUAAGUACACAUUUUUUGUGACAACAAACUUAAUUUUAAAUUACAACAAAAGCAUUGGUAUUAACGGGAUGUUUCAAUUAAAUAUCACACUAUGUGUGUUACGUUUUCUUUGAAGUACACAAUUAUAUAACAUUAUAAUAUUUUUUUUUCGAAUAAUACAAUAAAAAACUCCAAACGAUCGAGUAAAAAAUGUCAUAGAAAUGUGAUUUUAUAAUUAUUAUACACGACUAAUUGUGAGAAUUUUCUCACGAAUUCUUUUUCAUACGUACAAAUUACCGUACCCAUUCCCCCUAAAUGGGUGUCAUGUAUUGCGUUGGAAAAAUCAUAGGGUAGAACACGAUUGCGUACGGAUUCGUAUUCGACGUUGUCAAAGUUAUAUUCUAUGUACGCUCAAUAAUUGUCUAGUGAAAUAAUUUUGUUUGAACUUCAAAAAAUAGAAUAUUAUUUUAUACCAAUUAAUGAAUAAAAUCAUUGGUAGAAAAUCAAUUAUUUUAUGAUACUUACGUUUGAAUUCCUGAACAUCUAAAACCUUUUACUUUUAAAUGUGUAUAAUAUUAUAGAUGGAACGAAUCCUUUACGCAUACCGGAUCAGGAAACGUUGGAAGAUGUAGCCCAUCGGUUGCACUGGCUGAGACUGUUGGACGGCGGUCAUCAAGCGCCUAAAGACUGCCAGGCCAGGUACAAAAUCGCGAUUAUAGUGCCGUACAGAAACCGACUGUCCAAUCUCUGUACGUUUCUGUUGAACAUGCACCCGUUCCUGACGAAACAACAAUUGGACUAUACCAUUUUUGUAGUAGAACAGUUUAGUAAGUCGAUAUUUUAAUAUGAUUUUAUUUUUUAAACUGCGUCGUCGGUACUUUAUUUAUAGUUUAGUUUUUUUUUUUAACAAUGAUAACAUAAACUCUGAUUUUUACGGUUUAUACGAACCUAAGUUUGAAAAAUCUAAACAUUAUAAAUGUAAAAUAUUGUACAAAAUAGAUGGCAAAAGUCGAUUGUGCACGUUUUACGUACCUAAUUAUACCCCCUCCCCCCCACAAAAAAAAAAUGAACCAAAAUAAAGUCUGUUGAAUUUUAACAUGGCUUUUUUUUUUGAAAAAUGUAUUCAAUUUUAGAUUUUCUCGGUUCAAACCAUCGUUACUAGUUUCAUUACACAUGUUACAGUUAAAACCUAAAAUCUGUUAAAUUUUAAUUAGUCAAAACUAGUCUAGGUGUAUUUAUUAUUUGUACGAGAAAUUUGACUGACCUUCGAGGCAUUGGUUCUUUUCCACUCAGAUAAUGGGAGAAAAUUUGUGAACAGUGUGGAUCACUAAGUUGAUAGCACUAAGGUCCGAGUUAAAAACCGUCCACGGAAAGAUAAAGCCGCGGCAUACGCAAUGACAAGCCGCAUAAUAGCAUCGACGGGCAAAAUUUUGUGAGGUGUGCAAUAAUCAUGCACAACAAAUCGCUGUUUGUGUAAAACAAAUCAAAUCAUAUGCAAUUCCGAAUGGCACGAUAAUUUGCCAUGUCGAGAUAAAUAACAAUACUGAAUUAUCCUGUUUCUGGCAAUGAUAAAUUCCCUAUACUUAUCUUAAUGUGUACUUAUUUCUAUUUUUCCCUAGUCGAAAAUAUGACUGCAAACUAAUUAUUUCUGAAAAUCAGUUUCCACUAGAUAAUUAUAGUUUCCAUCAAUAUAUUUCAGACACAAAUAAUUCUAAUUUUAAAAAAAAAAAUGUAAGUUUAAACAAGACCGUGGAGCGUCUUGGUUAGUUCCAGUUUUAACUAGCAAUAACCGUUUUGACGAAAGGGGUUUUUGCCAUCUAAUUUUAAUGGAUUUCGGGUUUUAACUGUAUAUUUAGUAUAAACACUUACUUUAUUUCAAUUCCACACAUCGUCUCGUUGACAAUAAUUUCGUUGAACUUAUAGACGACGGUCUUUUUAACCGAGCCAUGUUAAUGAACGUCGGCUUCAACGAAGCUUUAAAGUUGCGCAAAUUCGACUGUUUCUUUUUCCACGACGUGGACCUCAUACCGGAAAACUAUGAAAACAUGUACAGUUGUCCAGAUCAACCGAGACACAUGUCGGUGGCUAUCGACAAAUUCAAUUACAGGUAAUCGUCAUUAUACAAACAAAAUAUCUUAGGUGUACGCGAUAAGUUUUAUUAUGACGAAGACGGACAUACUCCGCAUGUGGGUGAACCACUGUUGUAGGUGAGAAGUUAAAUUAAAAAAAACAUUAUCGAAGAAAAUAUAUAAUACAUAUGUAAUUAUUUUACCAUAAUGUGACAUAUAUAUUGUUGACAAAGCAACACUAUUAACCAAACUCUGCUCAGAAUCGUUUUUCGUUAACAAUGUUUAAUCGUUGGAUACAGAUAUACAUCACAUUUUUUUCUCUACCACCUACAUGCGAAGUACGUCUGUCUUUUUUUUUUUAUAGGUGAAUGGGAAUUUUAAGCUAAUAUUUAGAGUAUUUUCGAUCGUUUUAAUCGAGGAACAUUUUAAUCUAGCUCCAUGACCCUAUAUUUUUAACUAAAUCAUCGUCAGACCGACGAACAAUAUUAAAAAUAUUGCGGAGAAAUAUCGCUGCAUUAUUUAUAGUAUUUUGAUUACACUAAACUACUUGUCUACUUACCUAGCUACUAAUUAAUUUGUGUGUAACUGCGUGUUCACCGCCGUAUAAACUUUAUACAAGAAGAUCCUUUUAAAGUAAAUAAUAAUAAAAGUGGUUUUGGCCGAAAGAAAUUCUAACUCUCGUAGGUCGGAUAAUGUUAUACAUACAGACGAAUUAAGCUGGAAAUUCUGAGUUUUCAAAAUUGCUAAUUUUUUUCCCAAAAAAAUAUUAAAUCAUGUUAUGUAUAAUAUUAUUAUAUUUUAGUUAAUUAGAACGAUCCCUUUUAUACGCGAGUUAUAAUAAUUAUAAAGACACCCUCUGCGCAGGCAUAAGCCAUCAUAAAAGGACAAAAUAAUAAAAUCCUACUUUUAUAUGGUAAUUUCCAUAAAUCCGGUAAAAUAUAUGCAUUUUUAUUUUAUUUUUUAUUAUUUUUUUUAAUUGCAUUUUAAAAUAAAAAAUGUUAAAAAAAAAAACUAAUCAACAUUAUAUUAUUAUUAUUACUAUAAGUAAGUAGUAAAAUUACUUCAAUGCAUUUAUAUUUACCCGAGCGUAUAGGUAGCUAUUAGUAUUCGUUAUAAAUUAACUGCGUCUUUUAAUUGUAGGUACCCACUGCCCUUUGACGAUCAAUAAAAGUCGUAUUUUACAAUAAUUUAUACGUUUGAAACUGUGCGUAAACUAAAAUAUAAAGUGUAAACAUGAUUUUGCUCAUUUAAGUUUCUAUAAAUAAUUGUUGUAUGUAUCCCAUAGAGUGCAAUCGAAAUGGCGUGUAAAUAUUUCUGAAUAUGAAAAAAUUAAUAACUAUACCUAAGUACAUGAGAACUUUGACAUUUCUAUUAGUAUACGAGUGUUUCAAGGAAAUUUAAAUAAUGCAAAAAUAACUUUUGUUUUAAUUUAAGUUUUUUUUUGCUAAUAAUAAUUUCUAGAGUUUUGUGCUAUGAUUCUGCUUUUUCAUAUUUUUUUUUUUAAAUAAAAAUAAAAAAUUGCUUUUACAAACUUCAAGAUAGCCAUUUUUUAUAAAUAAUAUUAAAUAUACAUAUUAUAUUUUAAAAAAUAUGUCGGUUUUACAAUAAUUCCAAUUGUUUUCAUUCCCACUAUAAAAUAAUAACAAAUUGGUCGAUUCACCAACAUUUCCAUGAUAAAUAAUUAUUUUGUUCAAAACAUUGUAGAAACUUUGUUUGUUGUUACAAAAUUAAAUUUUUUGUAUUUAGUUAUGACGAAAAUAUGUAAAAAUACAAAAUAGAGGAGUCAUACUCAUAGUAAUUAUUAUAAAAAAAAAAAAAACUAAAAAUAUUGAAUAGAACAAAAGUUGCAUUCGUUAGAUUAUCGCGCACCACUCUAUAUACUAAUUCACAAGACUGGGUAUUAACGAGUUCUGUUUUUUAAUCAAUUUUAACUUUUAACAUUUGAUUAUUUUUGUUUUAAUCCAAAAUGUAGGUGGAGUUUAAAAUAAAUUGUAUUUUAUAUUCUAGGAAUAAACCCCGUUUGUUUUAUAAUGAUCUUCCAUGUUUUCAAAAAAUUACUAACUGGCUUAAACUAUUUUCACUGUAAUAAUAACAAUUUUUCAAAAAAUAUCAACUUAUUUAAGUUAGGUAAACGCACAAUUUAAUUUAUCAACAAAACAAUUAACUUUUUUAAUUAACUUAACAAAACUAAGUUAAUAAUAUUUAAUAAUUCGCAGAACUUGCCUUGCUAAUGCAUAUAAUACAUUUUUUUUUUUUUUGAAAACUAUUAUAUCGAUAACUUUUUUAACUAUUAAGUAUGAUAUUAAUCAAUACCGCUGUUCGAGAUUUUUGUUAGUUAUAAAUUACGAAUAUUCAAAAACAUAAAAUGUAAAUUCGAUUUGAUAAAAAUUAUUCACAUUUUCAAAAUUAUUGAAGAUAACAAUAUGUAUGAAAACUUUGUUAUAUUUAAUACAAGAAUAAUUAUCAUACAUUUUGUUUUUUUUUUUUAGAUUCUGAGUGUAGUGAAGAAUGUAUUGGUUUUACUAAAACGGUUCUUUUUUUUUUUUUAUACUGUGUACAAACAUUCUACCAUAAAUCUUGCUCAGAUAUAUCUGGCACAAUUUCUAUAAAGGAAUGUUGUUUAUAUGGAACUUUUGUGAGGUCAUUUUUUUGGUUUUUCAAGUGGUUUUCAUAAUAUCUGGAAAAAAACCAGGAUACAACGUACAAACCAGGAAAUUUACGAAAAUAAUGCUUUUAUUAUUUUUUAAUUUUGUUAUUUAUUAAAAUUCAGUUAAAAAUAUUCGCAGAGACUUGAAAUUUAGAAGGAAAACUUAUAUUUGCCUUUUCUAAACGUGGUAAAAAUUUUCAAAAAAUUUAAACGAUUUUUGAACUAUUUAUAAAACAUUUUAAUUUUGCGAGUUUUUUCGUUAGCAAUGGUCUAUCUUUGCUUACACAUAUACAUUAAAUUACCUAUUACCUAUGGUAACUGCACCCGACCCCAUUAUUCUAGGCCACCUUUUUUUUGUUGAACCUUUACAAAAUGUUUAAUAUCAAUCAUAAAUAAAUAAACACACACCUCAUGAAUAAUUUACCUGUAUUAUCUGUACAACAAUAAUAACAAGCGUAAAAACGUUGUACCUAACCCACGUAAUCGUUAAAUAAUUUAUAUAAUAUUUUUAAAACGGUUUCCAGCAUCGUUCUUUUUACCGACGUUAAUUCCGAAAUAAUAUUAUGCCUGGUAAAACAAGGCGACCGACGGAUAAAUAGAUUCUCUAAAAGGAAAUAUAAGACUAAAUUCCUAUUAAAAGAAAAGUUAUGCAAUACAGGUUUUUUUUUUUUUUUUUAUUAUUUAAAUGUCUUCAUUAAUUAAAAAAUGUACGGUUCUUUUUUUUUAUAAGUUUGAAAAGGAAUAAAGCAAUAUUUUCUUUAGAUUUUUUCAAUUAACACGGGUACAGUAUCUAUAAAAAAGGCCGCGUGGGCGUAGUGAAUGAAAUUCUUUCACGAUCGGUCGUCGGGUUGGAUUUACGAACAAAUUAUACAAUUGUUUUUAUAGAAUAAACGGUUCGUUCUUCAUAAAUAUUCUAUUAUGUAUUUUCUUAAUAAUUAAACGAAUGGAUGCGCUUAAUAUACGGUACUCAUACGCUUAUAACAUGAACAACGUUAAUCGUUUGUAUAUAUUGUUGGUGAGUUAGUGAGUGUUCGCACUGUGGAAACUCGAAAUUAUAUUUUAGGAACGCGUUUAUUGAAAUAAAUUUUUAAAAAUGUUAACGGGUAAAAAUAAAAAAAAAAAAAAAAAAAAUAAAUAGAUCGGCCGAUUUUCCGGCGGCCGACACGCUUCUCAAUUCGGGUACGACGUACAAUUAUAUCGCGUUCAAACAAAAUGUUGCUCGUUAAAUUAGGCGCCCGUCGUCGUUUCUCCUCGCUUUAUAUAGUACGAAUUCCGCUGGUCGAAAGAUUACUACUUUUCCGAAUGAUCGACCGUCGUCGUUUCUGUAAGUACCCCCAUCCGCAGUACGAUCGUAGGAAAUUGGCCGCGAGAAAAAAAAACAAACACAAUAAUAAUAAUAGGCGGAAAUCAAAUAUACGCGAUGUGUUUGACGAUAAUUUAUAAAGGUAUUAUUCGUAUUUAACAAUAAAAAUAAGAGCGUGUGCGGGGGUGCUCGCACUUGUAUACUGUCAUUUUUUCCGUAUUAUUAUUUUUUUUUUUUUUGCAAUUUCCGGUUGUUUUUUUUCGUAUUAUAUCCCAUUUUCAUAAUUAUUUUGAUUUUAUUACAUAAUUAUGAAUACCGGAUAAUAAAUAUUUAUUAUAAUAUAGGUGAAGGUAUAGUUUUUUUUUUGCACAAUAUAUGUGUAGUUAAACAAAUAUAUAACAGGACUCAAAAUCGGUGACAACUUCGAAAAAAUAAAAAUCUUAUGUAAACAAUAAACAUAUUGAAUCGACUGGUGGUCACUCAAUUAAUAUUUACUUUAGAACAAAACAACUAGAGCGUGGUAAUAAUAUCGAAGUGCCUGAUCCUAUUUUAUUUUCCUUAAUAAAAGCAAUUCCAUUAGUACAUAUUAUGUAUUAUGUAUUACAAUGUUGCACUAGUUGCAUUAGACAGAGUGAAAUUAACUAUUCUUAUUUACUAGACAUUAGUAGAUUAUAUAUUAUGCGCGUGUAUAGAUACAAACAAGGUUACAAUCAAGGCUAUCCCGGAAGACAUCAACGGAGGAGUGAAAUUCAUCAAUUUGCUGGUUCUGAAAAAUUAAUUAUUAGUACUUACUCCCCUGUAAAUCUCCAUUUUAGCCGGGAAAAAAAAGUUCAUUGUGUAUUUUUAUACACUAUGAUCACACUAAGCGUAAAAAAAUGUGCCGGCCGGCAACAUUCAUGGGGGUGGGGAUGGGUUAGACGAUAAAUUCUCUGGAAUAGUCCUGCUUACAAUAAUUAUGCAUAAUUAUAUUUUACAAUAGGUAUUAAAUAUAAUUUUACAUUUUACAUCAAAAUUAUAAAUAUAUUCGUCAAAAUGAUAAAAACAUAUUUCCUUAAUAAUUGCCUAAUAAUAUUUUAUUUGUAACAAGAUUGAAAACAUAUUCCUAAAAUAAUUUUCUUUAAAUAUCUUCCGUUGAAAUUAUUUGAAAAUAUGUUUAAAAUAAUUUAGUCGAAAUUUUCAUAUUUAUGCCAAAAAAAUAUUUUGUAAAUAUAAUCAUCACCAAAACGCUGUGUCGGAAGUCUGCUUAAUACACAUGUAAUGAAUAUUAUGAUUCCGGAAGAAAUACAUUAAGCAUAAAGACACACUCAACAUUUAUCUGUAGAUGAAAUGUGAAUGGAACAGUGGCGUAUUUAGGAUUAUUUCAAGAGAGGAUGGAUAUUAUUUCAUAUUACUGUAUAACGAUGGCUUUGAAAUGUAAAGAUUAAAAGGAAGUAAUUAUUUUGUAUACUUUUAUUUGUAUAAGACGAAUAUUAUACAAUAUUUACCUGAUAUAUUUUUAUCUCACUUUUCGUAUAGCAUUUAACAUGGAACUUUGGUAUGAUAAAGAAACGCUGAUUUUUUUAGACUUAGCAUAGAAAUACUUUAGAUAAAGGUUUACAUAAAACUAGUUUAAAUUAUAGAUUAAAAAAGGUAAAAACCAUUUUGAGGGGAGAGAUAUCUGACCGUAAAACCGGUAAACUGCCAUACUAAACCGUAAAAAGUGUAUAUGCCUCACUUUAGAUGGGAACUAAAUCAACUAUUGGAACUGAGAGAUGCGUAAAAUUAAAUUUUUUGUUAAAUUUAUAUCUGGCUUUUUUUAUUUCAAUCACCUAAACUGGGCAACGUCGGUUGAUGACAGCAUCAAGUACACUAGUUUUAAUAAUAUAUUAUUGAUUUUAACUACACAGGCUGCCGUACGUUGAUCUGUUCGGUGGCGUGAUUGGUAUGAGCAGAGCGCAUUUCCAGUUGGUUAACGGGUUCAGCAACAUGUUCUGGGGAUGGGGUGGCGAAGACGACGACAUGGCAUCCCGAGUCAAGGCACACGACCUCAACAUCACCAGAUAUCGACCGAACGUGGCCCGGUAUCACAUGUUAACGCACGUCAAACAAAAGGCUAACCCGAAAAGGUCGGUAAACGAAUUUUUUUUUUUAUAAGUAAACAAAUCUAUAGUCUAUACAAUUAUGUAUAACGAUUAGGUUUGAUAAUUGAUAAACAUAAUAAAUAAUAAUAAUUCUCGUGAUUAGGGAGGUUACCCAGUGGUAACACCCAAUAAAGUGAAACGAACUUACAGAACUAUUCCGAACAAAUUGUCGUUUAGUGUUUAUUAGCAAACAUUUAAGGCUUAUAAAAUGUCUUGAAAAAGCUGGCCAAAAUGCAUUACAUUGAAAUUAUAAUAAAAAAAAAAGACAUAUUAUAGGAAAUCACGGCUCAAAGUUGAAAUUCCCAAAAGGCACAUGCUUGACAUUUACGCAAUAUGACCUCCACAGGUUCAUUUAAAGGUACGGGGGUCUGUUAGAGGUGUUCAAAGCUAAAAUUUACUCCUACCACAAUAUCAUUCUGUAUUGAAAUUUGACUCCAAUGACAUCACUUUAAACCACUUAUAUACAACAAAUUCGGGAAUAAGAAUUUGAAGUUAUUUGGUUCAGAGGUCAAACGAAAGACGAACAAUAAUACAGUGCAUAAUUAUCUCUAUUUUUGGAAAAAAUUUAACAAAAAGGAAAAAUUAACUGAAAACAGGGAAAAAAAACCCUAAAAUAUGUAUGCGUUUAUAUUGCAGAUUUAAUGUUGAAUAGUGAAAUUAAUUUAUUGUUCAUCCAGUCAAAUCAAAUUCGUUUUUUAUGAAUAUUAAAGAAAGCAAACCUGUAGCCAUUAUUUUUUUUUUUUUCAAAAUUAUUUUGUUUUUUGUAAUUUACAAUUUUUUCCAAGUACCUACUUACGACUAAACUGUAGAACAAAAAUGUUAAAAUAUUAUAGAGGUAUAACCGUUGCAAUUUAUCGUACAUGGUACACCCGAAUAAAAUGAAAAAGUAAAACGUAUCCCAUAAUAGUAUAAGCAUUAUAAGUACCGCGUUUAAUUAAAUAUAAAAACGUACCUAACGUAUACAAUUAAAAGAAAUAAAAAAAUGUUUUAAUACUCUAUUACGCGCGUAUAUUCAUUUUAAUAAAAAAAAAAAAAAAAAAACAAAAAAAAAAUUACCGUUGGAACCCUUGUUUGUAAGUCAUAAAUGCCACUAAGUUUGAACUUAGUUUACAUUUGUCUGUAUACGAAUAAAGGGUUGUCUACCCGUCACAUCACUACCACAACAAUUAUUAUUAUUAUAGCACACAAUGGCCCACCGUCAGUGUAUUAUAAGGGUGUUUCACGCCCUAAUAAACGGGGUAGUAUAAUACAAAUAUAAAUUUAAAAAAAAGUGUAGAAACUACAAUAUAAUAUUAUAAUAUAUAGCAUUUCUAAACUGUCCUGUGCAGUUGAAACGAGGUUUUUUGGCGAAUACAGGUAUUAUGGACAGGAAGAAUAUCGAAAAAAAUCCAUCUAAGGAAAUAUUUCGAUCGCCGACUCCCUUCUUGCCUUUUACUUAGCGGGUAUAAUUCGUACAUCGCUUUUAUUCCUGCAGAUUUGAAUAAUUAUUGUAUUUUUUUUUUAGAAUUAACAAUUGUCGGUUGGUAUAAUAGGCAAUUUAUUUUUAUGUUGGCGGAUAAUUUAUUUUAUUGGAACGUUUUUUGCUUCUUUUUUUAUUCCGUCUCUUUACACACACACAUACACACGUACACACACUUAGAUUUUUUUCAAUUUGAUCGUUUCUAAGGCAACAGGUGCGUGACGAUGACUGCCGGGAAACGUUAAAAGUGAUCGCGUUUAAUACAUUUUUUUUUUUUUUCCUAAGCCAACUAUUGCUGCUUCCUUAGCAGACGGUUCCAAAAGGUGACUAAUAUACAAUAAUAUUAUAUUAUAGCGGUACAUUUUUCUCUAACGGUUAAAAACAGUUUGUGCGUUUUCGUACCCUUCUUGCAGGUAUUCCUCGAAUUUCCGCGUGUUGAUUCUAAGUCGUCUAAUGUAUUUUUCCAAAAAAAAUAUUAGUAAAUAUUUAAUCGAAAUUUAUAGUUGGUUGAAUCUGCUAAUCUACAAAAAUAUUGGUCGCAGUCAAAACAGAAAUUGCGUAAAACCGUUUAAAUAUUUUAAAUUGUGACGUCCUCAAAUGGUAAUAUGAAAUAUUUCAGCCGAAUAGACUUCGAUCUAAAUGAAAUUUUUUUUAGGAAAAAAAAUACUCAUUUUAAGCCAGUUUUAAAAUUUUAACCCUCUCACGAUGGCGUGCGCAAUCCGUCGUACAAUAAAACUAACAUUUUUUUUUUUAACUGGAAUCGCCUAUUUUCAGUACCGGCUAGAUUCGAAUAUACAUUUUUUCUUUAUCUCUGUCUGGUGAGAUUAUGUCAGGUUAUAAUAUAUGCCGUCUAUAGUUUAAAAAAUAUGAAUUUUUCUCUUUAAAACUCACGUUAUUAUAUACUUUCGUGUUUACAGAGAAUUUUUUUUCCCAUUAAACAUUAAUCAAAUUUUUUACUUCCAGUCCCGAAUUAAUUAAUUUAAAACAAAUAUUGUGUAUAUUUUCUACCAUGGUAUUAAUAUCGUUUAUUAUAAGUCUUAUAUAUAAUGUUUAUACCGUUCGUUAAUUUCUUCAAUUUUUUUUAACGCGUUAUUUGAUAUUAUAUAUAGUGGUUUAACGAACGAAUAAUGCAUUUUUUUUUUGUUUUUUAGAAUAUCUCUGUAUAUUUAUAUAAUAUUGGGUUAUAAGGGAGAAUAUAUUUGCACAAAUAAGUAGGUUAAUUCUAUAAUCUUUCUAAAAAGUGUUAAAAAGUUUUGAAGUCUGUAUUAAUUAAGUUUGCGUGCUGGCAUUGGUAGAUGGUAUCUUAAAAACAAUUUGUUUCCACUCGUAAAAUCUAAAUAAACAUUGCAUUUGUUACAAUGCACAAUGUACAACGUAAUCCAUUUAUAUCAUCUAAAACUGAACAUGAAGUUUAUUACCCUUCCUUGCGCCUUCUGUCAAAAUGUUAAACUACCAUAACUCAUAAACGGCAAAUCCAAUAUUACUGUUAUGCAUAUCAACACUUUUAGAAAAAUAUUCUCUUUACGUAUUUGUGUUUAAAUAUGGGGUGUGCUAUUUUAAAAUUAAAAAGGCAUACUUACUUAGAUUUUCAGUUAUAUGCGAUCGGGAUACAAAUUGAAAUUAGUGUUAUUAGUGAAAUGGAAAUCAAAUCCAUUUAAAAUCCUCCGCUUUUUCAUAAUAAUUGGAUCUCUCUGUAUAAUAAUAAUUAGUCACAAUAUUUCUUAUUAAAAAUUAAUUUUAAGUAGAUUAAGACGAAUACCGUUUGGUAUACCGUUCAAUACCAAUUAGGGUAAACAUCUAAAUAUUGGGCAUAUCACGCUGUUGCAUCCCAGUAUCUUAAUCAGUCCUUCACGUAGUGAUAUCAAAUUCAAGUUAUUAUUUAUUAAAACAAAUAAAGAAGAAAUAUGAGCGAGGUACGCGUAUCAAAAAAACUGUCUAUCUAUUUAUCUAACUUUUAUUUUAUCACGAUCAAAUCAUGGUAAACACCACACGUUCGUUGUAGUUACCUAGUGUUGUUAUGAACCCUGAUUUUUAAGGUCGACCGGAACCAAAUCGAACUUUUAAAAUAUAUUUUUAUCGAACAUUAAAAAGUAAAAAGGUUAUCGCGUAGUUUGAUGGUAGAAAUUGUAUAUUUGUAUGGAAUUAAAAAAAUAAAGUAGAAUAAAAUUAUAAUACGACACCCAAUAAUGUGAAAAAAAAAAUAGGAUUUUUCUUUUUCGUAACAAGGCCGCCUUAUCCCGACAAAACACCGUAUUGGUAACCUCGCUAAAUCGGCAUUGAAUAAUUUUCGAACCCAACUAUUGGUAUUUGGUGUGGUUCGAUUUUUUGCAAUUUACUGUUCGAUUUUUGAACAGCUUGUAACAUCUCUGGUAUUUUUAAAUUUUAAAUACGACAGAUACGUUUUCUGUUGGUUUCAAUGGGUUUCACUCUUCUCUGACUGUACAGCGAUAUAGAAGUCAAAACAGUCACUCUUUUAGAAGGUCACGAAAAAAAAACCCAGAUCUUAGUCUAUAUCCGGUUAAAGUGUUUAGUGUUGCGUACACGUGGAACACCUGUAAAUAGUAUAUCAGUAUUCAGUGCCUAUUUAAUAAAAUGUUCAUCAGUAUUAUUUGUUUUAAAUUUUAUUUAACGUCUUUGAGGGUGAUAAGCAAUUGCCUGAAAACGAUAAUAAAUUAUUACGAUGUCGAUAACGUGACCAUAUUAACAUACUGCACACGAAAUAUAAAAUCCUACCCGACGUGAUUUUGCAUAACAAAUCGGUUUAUAUUCGAUUAAUUUUCUCCAUUCAAUUGCUUCGCUUUGUUCGGGGCACCAGACAAAUCCAUUUUGCAUUUAUAGUAACACCUACUUAUAACGGAAUUACUCGGUACCGACUGAUUUUUCCGUUAUAGAGGAGUUUCCGUUAGAGGGCGAUUAAAAUAUACGAGAUAUAAUAGGUUACUGAGAACUAAUGGAAAUUUCCUCCUUACAGAGGGGGUCUGAGGGAGUUGAGGAGGUUUUACUGUAACUAUUGUAGUAAGUAUUAAUUUAUUAUUCGAAUAUAGGUGUAAAGUAUACGCUUUCGGGCGGUUAACGUUUGUUUUUAUCGUUAUAUGUCUUAUAAUUUUCGGACUGCUCUGUACCAUGUUUUCGACUAUAACCUGAACGGUCUUAGAAGAUAAGGUCGGGCCAUUUCCCCCUGCCAGCCCACUGGCAAUGUUCCGCUUAAAAUAAUCUAAUGAGUAAUUAAUAUUACCUUGAUAGAUUAAAAAAAAAAAAAAAUGUAUAAUAAUUACAAAUAUGAUGUGAAAUAAAAUCACGACCGAUAAAAAUUAUGGACCAUAAAAUAUAUUAAAAUCUGUCACGUCGUACAUAAUAUAUACGCUAUUGUAGUUGACACGAACGAUACGUUAUCAUAAUAAAGUCUUCUUAUUGUCCUCCGCCUUUUUCCCGCGCCAGUAACUUUUAUAGUAAUUUAUUAUAGCCACAAAAUCGUUAUUAUAUCGAGAUAACCGAUACCUAUAUAUAUUUACUUUUCGUGACCGAAUCUUACUUUAUCUAAGUUUAUUCUUUUAUCUUUCUCCGACAACGAUUACUUUCUAUUAUAUAUACUGAGUGUAUAAGUGCUUUCCGAAAUGCUGAGGAUAUUUUUACUGAGGGGGGAGGUGAGAAAACCGUUUUUGUUGGACGUAUGUGCGAAAGUUUGCUUUAGGGCCGAAAGACGUCCGUGUAUAAUUUAUAAUAAUAUACAGUGUACUUUACUGGCGAAUGGUGACACGAAAUAUUUCAGCCAGAUGAACUUAGGUGGAGGUGAAAUUUUUCCUUUAGGGGAUACAGUAAAACAAAUUUUGAACCGAAUGUCAACGUCCAAGUAUUAAAUUUUAAAUGUGAUGGACAGUUUGACUCUUCUGAAAUUUUGUUCGAAAAAACUUAUUAUGAUUAGUACAAAGAUGAAAUAAAUAAAACAUAUAAAUUACACAUUGACAUAAUACUAAAUACAUUUUUCGAAAAAUUGAAAAAAAAAAAUCAUAUUUGUCUUGUACAGUCAUAUCUAAGACAAUAUUUGAGACAGAUAAAACUAUUAUUGUUCGAGUCAAAGGUUCAGUUUGAACAAAAUGAAACUGUUCGCGAAUCUGUAGCUAAAACUAUUGGUGUGAACAAAAUUGAAAAUUUGAGUUUCGGAAUUAAAUUUAUGAAAACUGGCUAAACAUUAUGUAUUUAGCAUUCCAGAAGAAAUAUACUCAAACUGAUUUUUUAACUCCUUCAGGCUAAAGUAAUUGUUUGUGUUACCGAGUAAUGAACGGUAGGUACACUGUAUAAUAUACGAGUUUACUGCAAGAUUGCAGAACAUUAACGAGUUCAAAAGUUAUAAGUCAAGUUAAUUUUAACUUUUCACCUUUAGGUACUACCGUUGUAUAAAUAAUAAUUAUCUUCUUAUCUUAGUAUGUACGUGGAUUUUUGAGGAAUAUUCCUGACUCACGUGUUUAAAAUUACUCAUCCUUGUAGUUGCGUAUUUAGGAUUUAGCCAAGGAGGGAUUUAUAGAAUAAUGAAAUUAAAUCAUAUUAUUUAUGUGAAAUCUAGAUGCGCGCCAAAUCCGAUACACUUUUACAACUUUUGACAUUUUGUUUUAUUUUGUUUUAAUGAACAAAAUGAACUGUUUUACUAUGAUUUUCCUAUGAUGUGUAUUUUUUUUUCGUUGUCUGUAAACAACUUUUCUAAAAGAAAUCUUGCUCCGAUGUAUACAUGUAUUUGUAGCACUUUUUCUGUAAGAAAAUUUGAAAAGAAAUCUACAGGUAAAACAACAAAUGUUUACGGUGCGUCGCAGCGUUCCUGAUUUCGUUGUUUUUAAUUUUGAAAAAUAUGUUUUCAACCAGAAAUAUUGCUUUAGUCAAUAAAUUCGAAGAAAUCGUUUUUGUUGAAUUUUGGAUCGUAAUAAUCUUAUAAAAAGUCGUUUAUUGAUUUGCCCAGCAGUUUUUAUAAUAAUUGAGAAAACCGGAAAAAUAUGAUAAUUUAAAAUUAAUACAAUAACGGCGAUAGCAUUUCUUUAUUUUACAUUUGUACGGCUUAUGUUUACAAAAAACUUAAAAUUGCUUUUUCCUGACGUGGUAAAAUUUUCAAAACAUUUAAGCCAUUUUAAAGUUAUUUAUAGAUAUUUAAACUUUGUUACAUUUUUACGUAACUUUUAUUCGGUUAGUACUUUGUGGAUAAAACUGUUAAUCCAAACAGAAAAGUUUGGACAUUUUAUCAGGAGGUUUAUUAUAAGUCGUACUUUGUGUUGAAAAAAAUAAAUAGUGUAAUGCAGAAAUGUGGAAUUUUUUUUUAUAAGAAUUUUAAUAUCAUACGCUGACGAAAAUUACGUUUAAAUUGAAUCGUUUUUCGUUAGCAAUGGUUUAUCAUUUCUACAGGGUACCUUAUUAGAAAUAACUUUAUUAUGUGUCCUAACAUCCCGGUUUCUCACCUAAAACAUGGGCGCGCCCGUCCCCAGUAUGAGCAAUUUUUUUUUUUGUUUUAUCGAUAGACAAUAAUGUUCUCGAUUGCAACACGUAUCUUUAUCUAGAUACUAAAAAGUUUAUCUUAAUAAAACAAUGGCCCUUGCGCGAUAAUACAACCGGACUGCAUAAUGUAAUAUUAUAUGGGUGUGCGUUUGUGUUUAUACAGGUACGAAAAGUUGUUCAGUGGCCGGAAACGUUUCAAAACCGACGGGCUCAACAACCUCGAGUACCGUGUAAAGUCGCUGAAACGGUUGCCUCUGUUCACGUACCUGCUGGUCGACCUGACGGGCAGACAGAGUUGA
Molecule: messenger RNA, 36247 nt
Organism: Cinara cedri
Lineage: Eukaryota; Metazoa; Arthropoda; Insecta; Hemiptera; Aphididae
Source: the annotation of a GenBank genome assembly